Lineus longissimus is the source of this 3992-nucleotide messenger RNA. Its product is annotated as protein mono-ADP-ribosyltransferase PARP6-like. The transcript has 20 exons. Bases 92 to 2452 code for a protein of 786 amino acids. Gene Ontology annotation, biological process: endoplasmic reticulum unfolded protein response. The record is from RefSeq and is a predicted model, not a curated record. Gene Ontology annotation, cellular component: nuclear envelope; membrane; endoplasmic reticulum tubular network. Gene Ontology annotation, molecular function: kinase binding; NAD+ poly-ADP-ribosyltransferase activity; protein serine/threonine kinase activator activity. NCBI's taxonomy places the organism in Eukaryota, Metazoa, Nemertea, Pilidiophora, Heteronemertea, Lineidae.
UGGAGUCUGAGAUAACUUCCUGAAUGUCACAAGUUUCGUUUUGUUGCUGCAAUCGCAUAAAUAACCACAGGAAAAUCAAGUGGACGGCCUGAUGGCUUCAUCAAGAAAGUGCCUCAUCAAACGGGACAUAGAAGCCGUUGAAAAGGCUUGUAAAGAGGACAAAAACUGCCCUUUUCAUGAUUUUAAGCAGGCAGACCAUGUCCUGUCAUUCACAUUCCUCAGGACAGGAAAACAACCUGUUCACUAUGUGGUGAAUAUCUGCGAUGAUUAUCCAGAUAACACAGUGAUAAGCUGUUCAGAAAAGAAAAAAGGGUGUAAGAUAGUGCAUAGAAGAGUUCCAUUGCUCUUUGAAGACCUAGCAAAAGAAUGUAACAAUAUGAUGUCAGUGCCCUUGCCUCCCCUGAAGUUACAAGUUGCCCGUACUCUCAGUGGCGAUUCCCAUAAGUUACAAGUUGACCGUACUCUCAGUGGCGAUUCCCAUAAGUUACAAGUUGACCGUACUUUCAGUGGCGAUUCCCAUUAUUCUGAUUGUGUCUCUGAUAUGGAAGAAGAGGACGACUUUGAUUAUUAUUAUGGCCAGGACACCGAAGGGACUGAUGAUGAAAUCUACCCGAUGCAUCCACUGCUGUCUCAUGAAAUUGACCAGGUGCGCAAUAUCUAUGGUGAGAGUGCCGUUGGCUAUAGGUUGUUUGGGUCCAUAGAUGAUGUGGAUGUGGAGUUCUACAUGGAUAUGACAUUCCUUGAUGAAGAGAUAGCAAGGGCGUGGAACGUACUGAGGGAUGAACCGAUUGUAAUCAGGUUACACAUCUCUGUAACGAAAUAUCUGGAUGCAACAGAACCAAAGGUCGAGGUAUUCCAGCAUUCUAAAAAGGACAAGUUUGGUCUAGGGAGUCAACUUAGGAAAAUUUUUGAAAAUUUCAUUCAGGAGCAUUGGAAGGGGUUAAGCAAUGAAUCUGUCCAAAAGCAACAUACAGUGCCUUUACCAGUUGAGAAAUCUCAUUCCCCUCUGAGGAACAAGAAGUCGAAGGAGGGUGCUAAAGUUUCAAAAGACGACACUGCUCUUGCUGACCAAGGUCUUAAAACAAUGGAAGAAAUGGGUUUCCAAACAAUGAUCGCAAAAAAUGCUUUAGUUAUGUGUAGAGGGAAUGUGGAAGAUGCUAUUAAUCUGCUGGUCACUGCAAGCCCUGAUAGUGAGGACAGACAUCUCGCCUUAGCUCAGCGUCAGCAGAGUCAUCCAGCUAAUGAACGAACAGACCGAGCGAAGGCUUACCAGAGGAUGUCCACACCAGAAAUGCAAUUGGCACCCCUGGAUGAUCUGACUCUUUUACCAACUAGUACGGAGUCGGGGAAGAGUGCAAAACGAAUUCCCGGGCUAGAGUUUGGCUUCCUUGUUCAGUUGAUGCGUUAUGCAAGACAGAGGAUCCCGACGUUGAAUGAAUACUGUGUUGUCUGUGAUAAUCCACAUGUCUUUCAGAAUGGAGCUAUGCUCAAGCCUGCAGUAUGUUCCCGGGAGCUGUGCGUCUUUGCCUUCCAAACUCUUGGAGUGAUGUCAGAUGCUGCAGAAGACAUCGCCACCGGUGCUGAAGUCGUCGAUUUAUUGGUUGCCAUGGCAAAGGCGGCUUUAAAGUCUUUGAGAAAAACGAUCAUAUUUGAACCAUUCCCAACUAUUGUGGAUCCAAGAAACCCCACAGAACUGGCCUUGGGACCAAAGAAAAAAGACUAUGCCCGUGUAGAGCGUCUCAUUGAUCAGUUUCCCAGCACACAUGACAUGACUCGACUCCUGGGACAAAAACUCAAGGUCGAGAUGGAUAAACGCGAUGUAUUAGGCUAUCCAUUGCUACAGUGGAUCAUAUCUAGCAAUAGGUCACACAUAGUCAAGCUUCCACAGGAGAAGCAAAUUAGUUUUAUGCACACGCCCCACCAGUUUCUCCUAUGGAGUAGCCCACCAGCCAAAGAAGCGAUCUUCCGAAGUGCUAGAGAGAAGUUUGGAAGUACUUUUGCAUUCCAUGGAUCACAUAUUGAUAACUGGCAUUCCAUCAUGCGAAGUGGUCUUAUCAAUGCAUCAGGCACGAAGCACCAGGUGCAUGGUGCAGCGUAUGGUAAUGGAAUAUACCUCAGCCCACAUGCAAGUGUCUCCUUCAACUAUUCUGGAAUGGGCCAUGGCAGCUACAGGCCGGCUCAUAAGAACAAACCUCCGACAAACGGGACAGUCCCAGCUGGAAGAUUCUUGAAGAGCAGAAAUCUGACUUGUAUUGCACUCUGUGAAGUGAUUAUGAACGCUGACCUCAAACAACAUGGGAAUAUAUGGGUGGCUGUGAAUCCAGACCAUGUAUGCACAAGGUUCUUCUUUGUAUAUGAAGAUGGUCAGAUUGGAGACUCGAACAUUGACACACAGCUUCAAAAGUACAAGUCGGAUAUAUCCAAGGCAGUUUCAUUCCAUAGAAUACCAUAGGCUGAAUAUUGAACUGCAGAGAGAACAAGUGCGUGGUGAUAUUUAAGAAGUACACGCCAAGGUACAUGUAGAGCACUGGAAUAGUUUAGGAGAUUAUGCCAUAAUCUUGGCAGAAAUUCGGUACUUGGAUCUGAGCACAAAAGAGGGGAAAGUGGUCAAUGGGCACCCCCACAGAAAAUUCAAUAUCUGUAAGUUGUGAUAGCAAAUCUUCAAAAUCGUAAUGUAGCCACAACUUUGGGGAUAAACAGUACAAGGCUAUUCAUAUCGCAAAAAACAAAUGAUAUUCAAAUUUUAUUUGUAGUUGUCUAUUUCUACUGACAGUGUUGACAUAAGAGACUAAGACUAUGUCUAUGUAUUAUGUAUCAUGUUCCUUUCUGACUUCAUGCAUCUCCAUUGUCCACAUACAGUAGAACCUCUCUAAUGCAGUCAACCUUAGGAUUGACAAGUGCUGUCCUUAAUAAAGAAUCCCUGUUCCGAUAGAGAGGUCAGAUUUUAUGGUGACAACCAGUUUGGGUCCAAAACAAGUGUCCUUUAAGGGACCCAUCCAUCGAUUUUGACAGGUUCUGAGGUGUCAUAUACAUGUAUGUCUUCCACAGAUUUAAUGUUUUUGGUGGUUUUUGUUGGUACAUCCAUGUAAGAAUGGCUGUUGAUAAUAUGUUUUAGUAAAGGGCAUAUCCUUCAGAUGUUGAAAUUGAAUUAGACAUUUUUACAGUUAUGUGACUAUGUAUUCAGUAUGUAUUUCAACAGUGUUGUUGUGUACACUGAUAUAAAAGCAUUAUGAUUGUUGUCAAUCAUAAUUGACAAUAUGAAUUGGCUGGAUAACUUGCACUUUCACCAGUUAAAAUACCAAUAUUCCAGAUAUUAUUCAUGUUUUCCGAAUAGUGGAGCAGUAAUUGCAAGAGUUUUAUAGCUUAUACCAGUAUAAGUGAUAUCUUAUGAUCAAUAUAGAGACUGGAUUAUGUAAGCAUUGGUCAAGCUUCAUAUCUGUUAGGCCUGAUGAUUUCGGAAGGAAAGAUGACUCAGAUCUCCUCCAGUCUCUAACAGCAGUGGUCUUGGCUAGGAAAGCUCUGGUGCCUGAAAAUCAUUACUGCAUAUACCAAAAUACUUAAGCCUUGCUUUGGCAAAUACAUGUACGUACAUCGGUCUUACUUCUGCUAAAGAAUUGACCUUGCUUCUGGUAGUGCUAUUGGCCUUGCUUUGGCAGCUUCAUUGACCUUGCUUUGGCAAAUUUUGAUAUAUUGACAAGCUUUGACAAAUACAUACAUGUACAUGUAAGCCUAGGGGGUGAAACUAAUCCUAUACAUGUAUAUUACCCAAAAUGUGCAAUAUUUUUUUGUGUCCGAGAAAACACAUUAGUCAAAGCAAUCAAGAUUAGCGCCUGUGAUUUUGGGAACUGGCAGUCGAGAUAGUUUAGAUAAAUCAGACUUGUUUCAUUGUAUGCAUGUUACACAUUUGCAUGUUAUUUGUUGAAGAAAUUUAUUUUCAAUGUGAUAAGAAAAUCUUGGUAUGUUUGCAAUAAACUAUAUAUUUUUUAGAAUUA